UAUAUAUAUAUAUAUAUAUAUAUACAUUCACGUUCAUAGCUAGUUAAUCUCGAAAUUAAGCACGUGAUACAAAAUCAUCUAUUUUUCAUUAUUUGUUUUAUAAAUGAGAUUUUUCUGAUUAAUUAAAACGAAGAUGAACGUGGAAGGUAUUGAAUAUAAAAACAAUCGUUUAAAAAGUUUUAGAACCGGUAUGAUAGACUUUGUUGCCGGUUCCUUAGGUGGUGUCGCAUUGGUUUACGUUGGUCAACCUCUGGAUACGGUAAAAGUAAAAAUGCAAACAUUUCCACAAUUAUACAAAGGAAUGAUAGAUUGUUUUAUGAAAACCUUAAAAACUGAUGGAAUAAUGAGAGGCCUUUAUGCAGGUACCAUACCAGCAGUUGUGGCAAAUGUUGCUGAGAAUUCAGUUUUAUUUGCAGCUUAUGGUUGUUGUCAAAAAGCCGUAGCCAAUGUAACAGGAGUACAAAAUGUGGAGAAUUUAAAUUCUUUUGGUAAUGCAUGUGCUGGAUUUUUUGCCGCAUUUUUUUCAUCACUAACAUUGUGUCCAACAGAAUUAAUUAAAUGUCGAUUACAAGCCAUGAGGGAAAUUGAAAUUCAUGGUGGUUCAUCUGCAAGUUUAAUUGGACCCUGGCAAUUGACUAGAAAAAUUAUUCGCGAAGGUGGACCUGCUAGUUUAUUCCAAGGUCUUUCUUCGACAAUAGCUAGAGAGAUGCCGGGAUAUUUUUUUUUCUUUGGUGGCUAUGAAGCAACAAGGGAACUUCUUGCAAAUCCCGGACAAAGUAGAGAUGAUAUUGGCUGGCAAAAAACAAUGGUUGCUGGCGCUGUUGGAGGCUCAAUUUUGUGGCUUGUAAUAUUUCCUGCCGAUGUUGUGAAAAGUCGAAUACAAGUACAAAAUCUUAAACAGCCUGCACUAUUAAUUGCAAAGGAAAUAAUAAGAACAGAAGGUAUUUCUGCUUUAUACAAUGGUCUUAAACCAACUCUUAUAAGAACAGUUCCUGCAACCGCAACUUUAUUUGUCACUUAUGAAUAUUCUAAAAAACUAAUGCAAAAUUUUCUAUCCUAAUUUAACGGCAAUUUAGGAACUAUUUUGUUAAAAAGAAAAAAUGAGUACUAUUUUUAUACUCUUACAAUUUAUAGCUAAGCAUUUAUUGACUUCUUUUAUAAAAAGAAAUAUUUUAUAAAUUAUUAGAAUUAUAUACAAUUGUUAAAUAAAAUAAUGUAAAUAUCAAAAGUAUGUUUUGAAAAAUAUCAUUUUUUUGUUUUUAAA
Leptopilina boulardi is the source of this 1264-nucleotide messenger RNA. RefSeq names its product mitochondrial ornithine transporter 1. The coding region runs from base 134 to 1060 and encodes 308 amino acids. The record is from RefSeq and is a predicted model, not a curated record. The transcript is spliced from 5 exons. Gene Ontology annotation, molecular function: L-ornithine transmembrane transporter activity. Gene Ontology annotation, biological process: mitochondrial L-ornithine transmembrane transport. Lineage: Eukaryota; Metazoa; Arthropoda; Insecta; Hymenoptera; Figitidae.